AUGAAGGUACUCGCCUUGCUUUUGGUCAUCGCGGUUGAUGCAAAGUUGUUACGAAGAUCGCUGAGCCGGGGUUCUUACACGGUGCCCCUGAAACUAGCGAACGCUCGACCUCGUGGGGCGGACCACGCCCAUGUGAGCCUAAUCAGUACUGAGCGCUCCCAGAACUCAAAAGCAUGGCAGUCACAAGACUUCCGGACGCUGUCAAGCGUGCGCGCGCAGGCGCAGCAACUGCACGCACUGCAGUACUACGGUGAAGUUCAUGUGGGAACACCGCCGCAGCGCUUCACUGUCAUCUUUGACACAGGGAGUGGCCAGUUGAUGCUGCCCUCGGCCAGGUGCACUAGCGAGGCCUGCAAAAAGCAUGAACAGUUCGCGGCACUGAAGAGCAGCACUGCCACACCAAUUGGCUGGGCGGACCAGCCACUUCAAAAAGCCAGGGACGAUGUCGAUCGUGACACCACGGUCGUGAGUUUUGCUGCGGGUGAUGCUGUGGGUCAGUUUGUUCGAGACAAGGUUUGUGUGGGCUCAGCAUGCGCCUACGCAGAUUUCGUCGAGAUGACAGAGGAGUCGAAGGAUCCCUUUGAGUCGGCGGAAUGGGACGGAGUCUUCGGCCUGGCUCAGUCCCUGAGCGACCAUGUGGAAUUCAACAUCGUGCAGAACCUCUUAAAAGGAGGUCUGAGCAGCGGUACCAUGAAAAAGCCAGUAUUUGCAGUGUACCUCGGGCGUCAAGUUGAGGAUGAUGCUGAAAUUACCUUUGGGGAUUACCACGAGAAUCGCAUGGCGUCUGCGUUACAGUGGGUCAAUGUGUCUCAAGAAGGCUACUGGCAGUUUCAGUUUGAUGACAUUACAGUCGAUGGAAAGCCCACUGGGCUUUGCGCAAGGCAUGGAGAGCGGCGUUGCCAGGGUGUCCUGGACACUGGAAGCUCACUCCUGAUGGGCCCGAAAAAGGAUCUGGAUGCCAUCCUCGAGUUGCUGACGUUCCAGGGUGGAACCCAGAUGCCGUGUGCCGCAUCAGCGCGCUUCCCCAAGCUGGGCUUUCAGAUUGGCACACACGCUUUCGAGAUGGAGGCAGAUGAGUACAUGGAUCGAUCCGAUCCGGAGCACUCCGAUGGCUCGGGCAAUUGCUGGGCUCACUUGAUGCCAGUGGGCGACACUGGCAGAGGAGCUAUUUUCGUUCUCGGAAUGCCUUUUCUCAGGGCCUUCUACACCGUCUAUGAUGUGGAGGCCAAAAGAAUUGGCAUAGCCAGAGCGAAGCAUCAGUCACAGCAGGUCCUCCAGGACUCCGACUCCGACUCAGUGAGGCUCGUGUCCUUGCGGCCUGGGGGCACCGGCCUCGGGAAGGCAAUGAGAAGACUCUCCAACGAUGAGAUGCCAAGGAUCAAGACCUAA
Messenger RNA from Symbiodinium sp. CCMP2456, 1389 nucleotides. Lineage: Eukaryota; Dinophyceae; Suessiales; Symbiodiniaceae. The record is from the annotation of a GenBank genome assembly.